Messenger RNA from Gopherus evgoodei (Goodes thornscrub tortoise), 1764 nucleotides. RefSeq names its product LYL1 basic helix-loop-helix family member (gene LYL1). The record is from RefSeq and is a predicted model, not a curated record. NCBI's taxonomy places the organism in Eukaryota, Metazoa, Chordata, Testudines, Testudinidae. The transcript is spliced from 5 exons. Gene Ontology annotation, molecular function: protein dimerization activity; RNA polymerase II cis-regulatory region sequence-specific DNA binding; DNA-binding transcription factor activity, RNA polymerase II-specific. The coding region runs from base 214 to 1224 and encodes 336 amino acids. Gene Ontology annotation, biological process: regulation of transcription by RNA polymerase II.
GGCGUGGAUCAGACUUCUUCAAAUCUUAGUGGCCCCAGAGCGAGCGGUGGCUUGUGUGGGCGAGGGGGGCUGGCAAGUAAGAUGGGGGGGAGCUGAGGCCGGGAAAGACGCUUCAGCCUAUUUGACUCCAACCCCCCCCAAAGAACCCCAAAUUUUCACCCUAGCACCCGCCGAGGAGACGGAGACUCCCGCCCCAGGCCAUGGACCCUGCGCAUGGUGGCCGGGAACGAGCAUGUGGCCCACUUGUGGGUUGCCUUCCCUUUGAGAAACACCAUGAGGCCGGGAGAUGCAACUAGAGAGGGAAAUAUGUCCUGGGGAUUGGAUCAGGACCAAUGUGCAGUGGAACUGCCUGGAAAUAAACUCUUGACAGAUGAGUCCUGGCCGCAGCCGGAGGCGCCGCACCGCGCCUGGAAGAUGAUGGAGAAGCUGGGGACUCCCCCGUCCCCCUGCAGCCCCCUGCCCCCUCCGUCACCCCCUGCCAGCCACUCGCCCGCUAGCCACUCCCCAGCCCUCCCGCCCCCUACCCCGCCCCCGGCCCCCAAGGGGAGCUCGCCCCCCCCAGCCCCUGCCCCGCUGCCCCCCGACGUCCCCGUCAUCAGCCUGGGUCACAGCAAGCGCCCGCCCCACCCCGAUGUGCCCACCACCGAGCUGACGGCCCUGCACCCCAUCCCCUCCCUGGUGCAGCUCUCAGCCCUGCCCCCUGCACCCACCCCGGCCCCCCUGCCGCUCGCCGGCCUGCAGAGCCCGCUCCUGCCCCCGCAGUACCACCCCCACCCCUUCCUCAACAGCGUCUACAUUGGCACCUCCGGCUCCCUCAGCCUCUUCCCCAGCAGCCGCCUCAGGCGCCGGCCCAGCCACCUGGAGCACGAGCUCAUGGAUGGGCACCAGCCCCACAAGGUCGCCCGCCGCGUGUUCACCAACAGCCGGGAGCGCUGGCGGCAGCAGAACGUGAACGGGGCCUUCGCGGAGCUGCGGAAACUGAUCCCGACCCACCCCCCCGACAAGAAACUGAGCAAGAACGAGAUCCUGCGCCUGGCCAUGAAAUACAUCAACUUCCUGGGGCAGCUGCUGCGGGACCAGGCCUCGGACCUGGCCCCGGCCCCCGCCCCCGAGCCCGCCUCGGCCCCACGGCCCGGGCCCGGCCCCGAGCCCCCCGCCCCCCGCCCCAUCAAACGGGAGCGCAGGACUCUGCUGGGGGCCGCGGCCGCGGGGGAGGCCCGGUGAUGAUUGCCCCCCCCGGAUUUGGGGGGUGAUUCUGGACUGGGAGGGGGCGGCCCCCCACAUUGCAAGGGGGGGCUCCGGGAUCCGCCCGCCCCGCUGUGUCGAAGGGGGCUGGGACUUUGGCGGAGCCGCCCAUGUGAUGAAGUUCGUCCGGUCUCAGCUGCUCCUGGCCCCCGAGGAGACGUGUCGGCGCUGGGUGGGAAAUGGUAGGGGGCUGAGGUGAAGGGAGGAGCGCCCCAGCUAGCCCCAGAGACCCCCCCACAUGCCCCCCAUUGGCAAAGAGCCCCCCCCAUCCUGAAGUGGACUGGUCUGUGUUUUAACCCCUUGGGGGUGGGGCUAAGCCCCCCGUGCCCAGAGGGCGCAGGAGCGAGCAGCGCUGGGGUGGGAGACACCCCCCCCAGGACUUUGGGGUGCCCCCCCCGCCCCGUGUCUGGGGGGGUCCUGGCCUGCGCUGGGGGAGGGGAGUCGGGAGGUUUUUAAUUUAACCCUGUCGGGGCUGUAGCCACGCGGCCCGCGAAAGAAACACGAAGUGCGCACAGCAGA